Molecule: messenger RNA, 939 nt
Organism: Drosophila albomicans
Lineage: Eukaryota; Metazoa; Arthropoda; Insecta; Diptera; Drosophilidae
Exons: 2
Coding region: 111-917 (268 amino acids)
Source: RefSeq, a predicted model, not a curated record
AAUUUUAGUUCAUAUUUGUGUAUGUCUCAGACAUGUCUCCUUAAAAUUAAUUCUCAAAAUUUGAAUACUUAAAUGCAAUAGCUUUGAUCCAUUUUCAUCUAUUUCGCAAUAUGACAGAGGCGGGAAAUAGUUGUCGAACAUGGAAAAGCAUCUUAAGCAAAAGUUUGCCAAAAAUCUGUAGCCGUAAUUGCUUCGAGUCAUCCAACGGUCCAUGUCCUGACCUCCAGAUUAAGUUAGUAGAUGUAAACUAUGCUGAAACCCCUGAAGAUCUCACUCAAGUACCAGAAGUUUCUGUUCCUUCUGCACCCUAUGAAGGUCCCGUUCGCCAUAUAGUAGACACAAAAAGUCUAUGUGCCAAGUGUUACAACAGAGAGGAACUAAAUAAUUGUACACUAAACGAUGCUCAAAAUGCCACUCAUCGAAAUAACUUUUGCUCAACAGAAUGCAGACCGCUGACCACAUCACUGCAUUUAAAGGAGUACACGAAACGUCCUCGGCCAAAGCCAACGUAUAAGCAUAGUGUCUUUCUGGAUCAUGAAACGUUAGCCGGUCGAGUUUUCCCAAUAAAAUUUCGAAUACGUCGGGAUAAGAAUCAUUGUUUGGACUGCGACAAGGAGUUAUAUCUUCGUGAUCCCAUUACCGACAACACCAACGUAGUCGUGCUCAGAAAUUGCUGUGAUAUCAAGGUAUAUACCAGCAAGUAUAUUGACAAUUGGCAUCGUGUUCCAAUUCUGUCAUUAACCGGUAAUGAAGUUAUGAAGAAACGAACAUUGAAUGAAGUAUGCCAAUUGGAGCCGAAAAAGAAACCAAUUGAGGUAGUGGAAGCGAUGCCGUCAGUGGUAUAUAUACCACCAGAGCCAAAAGGAAAGAAAGGAAAAGGCAAGGGAAAAGGAAAAAGAAAUAAUGCAUUUAAAUAAAUUUGUAAAUUUUGUAAAGAUA